GCUGCGGGCCGUUAGCUGUCAGCCGAGCGGCGGGCUGGCGGCUGGCUCCGACGUCUGCGCCAGGACCCGGCGGGCUGAGCUCGGCGCACCAGCAGCAGCCAGGGCAGCGCGGCCCCAACUCCCGGCCGGGCCGUAGAGGCAAGCAGGGACCAGCUGGCCGCCGGCCGCUCAGGCAAGAUGGGGAACCGGGAGAUGGAGGAGCUGAUCCCGCUGGUGAACCGUCUGCAGGACGCCUUUUCGGCGCUGGGACAGAGCUGCCUGCUGGAGCUGCCGCAGAUCGCUGUGGUGGGUGGCCAGAGCGCCGGGAAGAGCUCCGUGCUCGAGAACUUCGUGGGCAGGGACUUUCUCCCCCGAGGGUCGGGCAUUGUAACAAGACGACCUCUUGUGCUGCAGCUUGUUACUUCUAAAGCAGAAUAUGCUGAGUUUCUACAUUGCAAAGGAAAGAAAUUUACAGAUUUUGAUGAAGUUCGCCAUGAGAUUGAAGCAGAAACAGAUCGUGUGACUGGAAUGAAUAAAGGCAUUUCAUCCAUACCCAUUAAUUUACGAGUCUAUUCCCCACAUGUGUUAAAUCUAACCCUUAUUGAUCUACCUGGAAUAACUAAAGUGCCCGUGGGAGAUCAGCCACCAGAUAUCGAGUAUCAGAUCAGAGAAAUGAUUAUGCAGUUCAUCACCAGGGAGAACUGUCUGAUUUUAGCUGUUACUCCAGCCAACACUGAUCUUGCAAACUCAGAUGCACUGAAGCUAGCUAAAGAAGUUGAUCCUCAAGGUCUGAGAACCAUUGGAGUUAUCACCAAACUGGACCUUAUGGAUGAAGGAACGGAUGCCAGGGAUGUGCUAGAGAACAAACUGUUGCCUCUUCGCAGGGGUUACGUGGGGGUGGUAAACAGAAGCCAGAAGGACAUAGAUGGGAAGAAGGACAUAAAGGCAGCCAUGUUGGCAGAGAGAAAGUUUUUCCUUUCCCACCCGGCUUAUAGACAUAUUGCUGACCGAAUGGGGACCCCACACCUGCAGAAGGUUCUUAAUCAGCAACUUACCAACCACAUUCGAGAUACCCUACCAAACUUCAGGAACAAACUACAGGGACAGUUGCUUUCCAUAGAACAUGAAGUAGAAGCCUACAAAAACUUCAAACCAGAAGACCCAACCAGGAAGACCAAAGCACUGCUGCAGAUGGUUCAGCAAUUUGCUGUGGACUUUGAGAAGAGAAUUGAAGGGUCAGGGGAUCAAGUAGAUACCCUGGAACUCUCAGGUGGUGCUAAAAUCAAUCGUAUUUUCCAUGAACGCUUUCCUUUUGAGAUAGUAAAGAUGGAGUUCAAUGAGAAAGAAUUGCGAAGAGAAAUAAGCUAUGCAAUCAAAAACAUACAUGGUAUCAGGACAGGGUUGUUUACUCCAGACAUGGCAUUUGAAGCGAUAGUCAAGAAACAGAUUGUAAAGUUGAAAGGGCCAUCCUUGAAGAGUGUAGAUCUGGUAAUACAGGAAUUAAUCAACACCGUGAAGAAGUGUACCAAAAAACUGGCAAACUUCCCCAGACUCUGCGAGGAAACAGAAAGGAUUGUUGCUAACCACAUUCGUGAGCGAGAAGGGAAGACAAAGGACCAGGUAUUGCUACUGAUUGACAUUCAAGUCUCUUACAUCAAUACCAACCACGAAGACUUUAUUGGCUUUGCAAAUGCUCAGCAGAGGAGCAGUCAGGUUCACAAGAAAACCACAAUUGGAAAUCAGGGAACCAAUCUUCCGCCUUCAAGGCAAAUUGUGAUUCGCAAGGGGUGGCUCACCAUCAGCAACAUUGGCAUCAUGAAAGGGGGCUCGAAGGGAUACUGGUUUGUCCUUACUGCGGAAAGCUUGUCAUGGUAUAAAGAUGAUGAGGAGAAAGAAAAGAAGUACAUGCUUCCCUUGGACAACCUGAAAGUUCGGGAUGUGGAAAAGAGCUUUAUGUCUAGCAAGCACAUCUUUGCACUCUUUAAUACAGAGCAAAGGAAUGUAUACAAAGACUAUCGCUUCCUUGAGCUGGCAUGUGAUUCCCAGGAGGAUGUCGACAGCUGGAAAGCAUCUCUACUAAGAGCUGGGGUCUAUCCUGACAAAUCUGCUGGGAACAACAAAGCUGAAAAUGAUGAGAAUGGCCAAGCAGAAAACUUUUCCAUGGACCCACAAUUGGAGAGGCAAGUGGAGACCAUUCGCAACCUCGUAGACUCCUACAUGUCCAUUAUCAACAAAUGUAUCCGAGAUCUAAUUCCAAAAACAAUAAUGCAUCUUAUGAUUAAUAAUGUCAAAGAUUUUAUAAAUUCAGAGCUCCUAGCACAGUUGUAUUCUUCAGAGGACCAAAAUACUCUGAUGGAGGAAUCUGCUGAGCAGGCUCAGCGCCGGGAUGAAAUGCUUCGAAUGUACCAAGCCCUAAAAGAAGCCCUUGGGAUAAUUGGGGACAUCAGCACUGCCACCGUGUCUACUCCAGCUCCACCUCCAGUGGAUGACUCCUGGAUACAGCACUCUCGCAGGUCACCUCCUCCAAGCCCCACAACCCAAAGGAGGCCAACACUAAGCGCUCCCCUCACAAGGCCCACAUCUGGCCGAGGACCCGCUCCUGCCAUUCCCUCCCCAGGACCCCACUCUGGGGCUCCCCCAGUCCCAUUCCGUCCAGGCCCAUUACCUCCUUUCCCCAGCAGCAGUGACUCCUUUGGAGCCCCUCCACAAGUUCCAUCUCGACCCACGAGGGCCCCGCCCAGUGUCCCAAGCCGGAGACCACCCCCAUCACCAACUCGUCCCACUAUAAUCCGCCCACUAGAAUCCUCCCUGUUAGACUAAAUGAAGUGUCUGGCAUGGCAAUUAAUCACUAAUGAAUUAUGUGAAAGCAACAUAUUUGAUAACCGUUGCAGUAAAUCAUGAGUAGUCGCAUGUGUGGACAUCAGUAGGCAAGUAACCAAUUUUACUAAUGCAUUCAUCACUCAUCUUCAUUGCUUAUGGUAGUCAAACCUCUGGGGUUUGCCUCUUGAAAACUCCUGACCUUUAGAGGCUUUAUAUGUUGUACUGACCAAGGUAGGUUUGUAUAGCAGCCCUAUAUUCUGGGGAUUAUUUGCCUACCAUGGCAUAUAUUUGAAAUUGCUUUGGAUAAGUUUUCUAGCUAUCUACCAGGUAGCUCAUUAAAUAUAAUUCUUCAGAUAUGAGAUAGUGGGCUUAGACCUAAGCCAUACAUAUUCCUUUUCCCACAUUCUGUUUAGGAUGACAGUAAUUCUGUUGUCUAUCAUUAAUGCUACCACCUAGUCCAUAAUUACCUAUUUAGCUCCUCUUUUCUUCCUCUUUAUUUUAUAAGACUGCUAGGAAGUGAUUUUUUUAAAAUUAGGAUUCCUUAAGAAUAAACUUUUCCAGAAGCACGAGGUAGUUUGCAAAGGAAAAGUCUGCACUGUUUGCUCUAAAGAGCUUCUCCUCAUUCCAGUGUGUUUUGCUUCAUGCUAGAAGCAUAUGCAACAGUGAAUCAAAGCUUCUUUUUUUUUUUUUGUUAGUCAAUAAAUUUGGCUAAUUAGUUUCAGAGUUCAAGGAAGAAGCAAAAUAUCACAUCUCUAGUAGUGUUGGGAGAAAUAUAAUUUCUUUAUUUAUAUUCACCUCGUGGUAGGUUAUAUUGAAGGCUGACGUGGAGAAUGUUUACUUUUCUAAUUGCUCUAAUUUUUGGCAUAGCUCACUACCCUUUGAUACUAACUCCAGUUUUACCAUUAUUAUUUUGGUUAGAGAAAAAAAAAUUCACUCUUUACAUGCUAAUUUGUUACCCUGUUAUAUAAGAAUUUAUCCUACCUUUGAAACAGGUUCAGUGUAACUUUCUAUCCAUUCUAGGCUUUCUUAAUAAAUCUUGAGGCUAUGGGAUAAUCACAUUUAAAGGUGGUUCCUGAAAUGAAGUAGAAGAUGACAUGGGGUAAGAGCAGAGCUCACACUUUUACAGUUGUACUAUUUCAAAGUCCCUAUCCAGGUCACUCCAGAGAAGGGUAUUGAAACAUUGAGAUCUAAAGCAAAUUUGCAAUUUCUUAAGAUUUCUAAAAUUUACCAGAACAGUUUAGCCUGGGGGUUAAUAGUUCAGUCUUGAGGCUAAGUUUUGGUCUACCUAGGACCAGAUGAUUCACAUGUAGGAAACAGCCAGAAGCCAACUGGAAUUUUGUGUGCUAGCUGUCCCAGACAGCAGAACAAGUAUUCACUGAGUGGGGGUGUCCCAUGACACUAUGUCAUAUUCUACAAAAGUAAAUCAGGUUUCACCAACUGAAAUGUCUCCCUUUGAAAGUAGCAAACAUGAUUUGUAUGUUAACUUAACUUUAAUUUCCUGUGUAGUUUAUACCCAGAGCAGAUACCCAUAAAGUAUAAAGUAAAAACUUUUAACCAUUAUUAAAAAGAGAAGUUACCAUGUU
Messenger RNA from Cebus imitator (Panamanian white-faced capuchin), 4382 nucleotides. RefSeq names its product dynamin 3 (gene DNM3). NCBI's taxonomy places the organism in Eukaryota, Metazoa, Chordata, Mammalia, Primates, Cebidae. Gene Ontology annotation, molecular function: GTPase activity; microtubule binding; GTP binding. The transcript is spliced from 22 exons. The record is from RefSeq and is a predicted model, not a curated record. The coding region runs from base 178 to 2799 and encodes 873 amino acids. Gene Ontology annotation, cellular component: membrane; microtubule; cytoplasm.